AUGAAGGGUUUUGCCUUUCUACUUGCCUUGGUUGGCUUCUGCCAUGGACAGGUCAAGCUGGGCUCAUACAACCUUGACGGUACAGUUUCAGUCUCUGGAUUGUCCUCAGGAUCAUUCAUGGCCGUCCAGUUCCAUGUUGCUCAGUCUAGGAAAGUUGUAGGAGCUGGCCUAUUUGCUGGAGGCCCAUUCUAUUGCGCGAAAGGAAGCAUGAUGACUGCCACCGGUGCUUGCAUGUCAAUGCCGACAAGCAUCGACGUCAACUCCCUGAAGACGCAGACGCAGAGUUACGCCAACAGCGGGCUGGUGGAUCCAGUGUCCAAUCUGGCCAACAGCAAAGUUUACAUCUUCUCAGGGUCCCGUGACACAACUGUGGUUCCAGGAGUGGUGAAAAAGCAAGAGGACUAUUACAGAGCCUAUGUCAACUCUGCAAACAUCAGGACCGUGUAUGACGUUGCUGCAGUGCAUGGCAUGCCCACAGACAGCUACGGAGGCUCCUGCGCAUUAACCAAUAUGGAAUACAUCAACAACUGCGGCUACAAUGGCGCUUAUGAAGCCCUGAAUCACAUCUACGGGGGUCUUCAGAAACCCAGCAGCUCAGCCGGACUCAGCGGACAGCUGAUCUUAUAUGACCAGUCAGAAUACUUCAAACUGGCCCCUGCUUCCACCUACGGAAUGGACACCGCUGGCUACGUCUACGUCCCAUCAUCCUGCCAGAGCGGAGCAAAGUGUAAUCUGCACAUCAAGAACUAA
Messenger RNA from Pseudophryne corroboree (corroboree frog), 750 nucleotides. RefSeq names its product poly(3-hydroxybutyrate) depolymerase-like. The coding region runs from base 1 to 750 and encodes 249 amino acids. The record is from RefSeq and is a predicted model, not a curated record. The transcript has 8 exons. Lineage: Eukaryota; Metazoa; Chordata; Amphibia; Anura; Myobatrachidae.